Molecule: messenger RNA, 30381 nt
Organism: Wyeomyia smithii (pitcher-plant mosquito)
Lineage: Eukaryota; Metazoa; Arthropoda; Insecta; Diptera; Culicidae
Product: transmembrane protein fend-like
Exons: 4
Coding region: 1053-2039 (328 amino acids)
Source: RefSeq, a predicted model, not a curated record
UCGCAGAACCUGCGAAAAAGGAACAAAAUUCUCAGUUUGCACCGAAAGGUUUUCUCAAUCGGACGCGAGAAACGGGGCGGUUUCGCGAAUUGUUCGAGUUCUAGUUUUCUUUUUGCGUUUUGCUGCACAAUACGGGUUGUUCUAGUGAUAACAAAAAACGCCUUUCGCGUGAUUAGACGAAGGACUGCAUUUGAGUUUUUAAACACCCAACGGGGACCGGAAGAACGGAAGCCUACCCAGCCCCCCGAGUUUGACAGACCGUUGUAAACAUUAGAUUACAUUCCGUAAUCCGUACAAUAGAGCCCCGCGAGGCAGCCCGGACCGAAACUCGUGCCCUCGCCGACGCAACAGCGAAGCGCAAAACAGCGGUCGAGGAUCGGUUUGCAGCAGAAGUUCCGUCGGUUCUCGUGGCUGGAAAGUCAAAGUUGCCCCAUCCGCGUCGCCAGAGCCGGAGCUUCCACCCUCGCGCACGUUGCAUCGUUUCAUGAAUUAAUAAAUUAUCGAGACCUGUCUCAGUGGUUUCGUGGCCCCGUCGAUCGCUCGCUUGUCCUCUCGGUCUCUCUCUCCCGCUCCCUUCUCCCUCUCGUCUCCUGCUAUCUGCCUCUCUCUCACGCGGUAUUGUCGUGGCGGAGGAGCUGAAACGAAUGCACAAGCAAAAAAGAUAAAUAAAGUGAUCUGGAAAGAGAAUCGAGCGGCGAUCUGGAAGGAAGCGCCCGUUCGCAAACGCGGGAAAAAAAGAAAAAGAAGGAGCAUGAAAAAUGAUGCAAUUAUAUAAUUAAGAAGUUUGAAAUAUUUUUGUGUGUGAUGUGAGCGGAGAGUGUAUAGUUUAUUCGUGGAUAUUAUUAUUUUUCACGGUCUCAGGUUUCGCGUGCUGUUUACUCUCGAGACAGAGUGUUCGUUUGGGGGGUUUUCCUGUACGCGGGUGUGUGUGCUUUUACCUACAUCGAAGACCGUAUCGCUGCGCGGAAGGAGUGAAAUUCUCAGCGAUUAAGAUCAAUAUCGCGCGCGCAUUCUGAAGUCCUCGAGAGCCGUAAUCCACGUGGGUCAUCGAGAUGGCGCCAGUCGAAAGCGCACUGUCAGUGCGAUUGAUGGUUUGUUUACUGACAGCCCUGAUCGCAGCGACAGCUCAUGCCAGCCUGCCGACGGAAUCGAAGCGAAAUAUCGUUCAGCAAGCGGAUAGGACAGUGCCGGCAUCGAACGGAGAACAGCCACCGACGGCAACCGAACGCGCUGCUGCGGUGAGGUCGUGUCAGGAGGCUUGCUUGGAAAAGCACUCCUCGAAGGAAGCGAGCUGUUCCGAGCGAAAAAACUGCUCAAAGUGCCAAGAGAAAUGUACUUCUUCUGACUCGGACAAUCACCGCCUGUCCUUGGUUCUGCUUCAGAUGAUCCGGAAUGAAUCAUUGGUAACGGCUGAUGUGGCCUGGGUCGCUGUGCCCAAUGAUCGCCGAAUUACGUCAGGGCUCCAGCAGCAGUGCCUGGUAACCUGGGAAGUAGCUGGCGGCGGUCUGAUGGGUAACCUGCUGACGGAGUCUUCCAGUGCGCAACUGUCACUGUGGCCCGAAACCAACUAUCGGGUGCAAGUGACCUGUCGAAACAAGCAUACCGACGCUCUAACCCGUUCGGCACCGAUAAUCCUAAACACAGCCGGUGCUACCGUGGUUGACGUGAAACAGGAGGCUUCAACUCGGUUAACGUUAAUUCCGCCACCACCGCCGCCACCGCCUCGUCCUUCUGUGAAGCAACUUUUCCUAGCCAAUGCUGCUGAUGACGACCGAGAAGCUCUGGUCGAAUUACAGGAGCUGGAUCCGGAAUCCGGUCCGUCAGCGGUGCACCCUCAGCUAGCCGUUUGGCCAAUCUCCCGCGAAAGUCAGCAGGAAAUACUACUUCUUGGGGUGUUCGUAGCCCUGCUAAUGUUCCUGCUCAUCCUACUGACGAUGGUGGUUUUCGGCAAGCGGAAGGCGACCCCUUCCGGUGCGUCCACCGACAAGCAGGUGCUGGUGGAAAACGACCGGCUGGCGGUGGAAAUUCUACACGUUUGAGGUAAAUAUCGACACGGCGCUGCCAAGUAAAACGAACAAAGUCAGUAGGUUUAAGAUGAUUUGGCGAUUGUAAUUUACAACUAUCCUAGGUUUAGGUUUAGGUUAGCUUAGGAUUGCUGCCGUUCAAUGGCGAACGAUGCAAUAUAACUGAAACUAUUCUAUGUACCAAACAACAGUAAACUACAUUUUUCAUUACGGAAGAAUGGUAGAAAAGCUCAAAAACGGGCAGCUGCCACCAUUUGAAGGGCAGCAAUCGUCACUAAGUAAUGGUAAGAAGCUCAAAUGUUCCAAUAUCCAACAACUACUAAAUAAUGAUAUUUUUUACGAUUUUUCGGUGUGAAAUAACCUAGAGAGGGUGAACCCAAUUCUCACGUGUAUAAACUCGAAGCAAUAAAACUAGUAGUCCUUCGUCCACAAAUGGAAUUACACUAUGUCACGAGUUGUAACAAAUAAAGAUACGAUCCUCAAGAUGUGAAAUAAUCGUUUUUUUUUUUUGUUCGCAAACAUUUGUUCUCAAAACAUCAUUAAACUAUAUUAUCAAUAUUUCAACUAUCAAUUGAUUGAAACCUGCUCGAAGAACUUUUUCCAAAAUAGACAUGUUAUAGAGACAUUCAAUAUGGUAUUAAAUUCAGAGCAAAUUUGAUACUUCAAUAAACAAUGACAGAUAUUUUACCUUCACACCUCUGUCAAGCCAGUAGAUCCGAGGGAAUGUGCUAUGAGUUAUAACAUCGAGUACAACAUAGAAACGUCAAAUCCAACGUUUUUGCUCUUCUUUGUUUUAUUGCUUGUUUGCUGUAUAAACGAAAAUCUUGCUGGUCCUUUUAUUUUCGAACGGAAGGCUCAUAUAUAAAGCAUGAAGAGUUUUUUUACUUUGAUUACAUCGUUUUUUUGGAUAAAAACCGAAUCCACUGUGUCUACCGCGUCUACUUAAGAAUCACAAGGGCUGAGCCCCAACCGAAAGAGUAAAACAAUUCGGCCGACAUUGACGUUCUCGUAUCAGGUUUGACGUUUUCGUAUCAGCUUUGACAUUUUUGUAUCUUCGAUGUUAUAUUCUGUCAAAUGUACAGCGAGAGAUAAGAAAAGGCAUUCCCUCGAGUAGAUCAUUGCACGAAGUGACCUAACCUCACUUUUUUUUACCAUUCAGAGUAGUUGUUUGCAAGGUUUUAGAAUAUGGAGCAAAUAAUGAAAAACUAGUAAUUAUGAACACAUUUUUAUUUUUGUAGCUCAUUUCCGAGAGAUAGGUAUUAGAAAACAAAAAUUUUCAGUUCCUUCGAGAAAAAACUCCCUGAACAUUCAGAAUCGAACUAUACAGAUCGGUGAUGCACACUGAUUGCAGGUUAUUUGGCUCAUAAAGGACUCUUGUGUUUACUCUACCGAAUGGUGAACAAACUCACAAUACCUAGCCUAAGGAGAAUCCUACAACCCGCUCAAGUAUAAGCUAGGAUCCCAGCUAGGAAAGGAAAUAGUGUUUUGCUAUCGUUGCAGGAAUUUCGACAAUUGAUUGCCACAUGUUCAAUCCGAUACACACCGUGUAAAGUGCAAGUGCAGUCCUAAUAUUCAUCAAAUCUUACACUUAAUCAAACAAGAAAAACAAGCUGCAUAGCAAGUAAGUUUGAUAGAAUCAAAGCUGCGUUGAACGACUAGUAGUAACUUUGAGUAACUCUGACUAGCCUCGAAGCUGUAUUUUGAUUUCAACUCCGCAACCGAAACUAGUUCACCAACAAUCAUCAACAAUAUUCAUAUUGCUUUGUUCUGCAAUCGCUAGAAAAAUGACAAAAAACUGUUCGAACAGCGGAGUAAAUUUCCUCGAACUGCAAAAAUCUACACCCUUUGUGAAAAAAAACCUGCGCAAAUACGAGCAGAUUCGGCUCCAGGGCUUCACAUUUUCGAAACAAAAAAAGGAACUCAACUUUCGCGCAGUCACAUUGAUUCGAGCAGUUUCCACUUUAUUGUAUUUCUUCUGGUUACCGUCAUCAAAUUACAGUGAACAUUUUCGCUGUCAAAUGUUUUUGGUUACAGAUGAAACUGACUCUAUUGAUGGAACGACUGACGCAAAGUACGACUCUUUUCUUUUCAUCAGCAUGGCACACGCGUAAAUAGUGUGAAAGGCCAUGUCUUCGUCAUCGCCCCAAAAAUAUUUUCAACUGCAAAUCGUCAAACGACACUGACGCUGACGUUCACCUUCGUUUUCAAUUGAACACUCAAAAUAUUUUUCACGUUAUUGUUACGUGAAAUUUUCUGUACUUAUUCAUUUUCUGUCAUUCUGCAUGAUUUAUGUGACGAACAUAACAUCUACGUAAAAAUCACGUAUACAAACUAUGUUUUUUCACAUAGCAUCUACGUCUACUUGGCAACGUCAAACAGAAUGAAGUAUCGCGUGAACUCUCCGUGCGAAAAUACAACGAAAUCAAAAUGGUGAAGCUGUUGUCUGAUUCAGUCUUUGAACAUAAAAAGGAAUUCCUCAAUGACUUCCCAAUAAGUGAGCUUUAGAAAAACCAUAAGAAUCCGGCAUCGAGAUUUCACACAGAUUCAGUUCCAAUUGCGAGGAAUUUCCUGAACAUAAACAAUUGCAGCUAACAGUGGUUAUUGCUGGCGAAUGUCGCAAUAUCAUUUUGUCAUUUUGUAUGUCGUUUAUAUCCUUUACGAAUUGGCGAUUUUGCAUGCCCGUGUGACUUAUCAAGCAACAUAUUUGGAUUAUUUCAGAAAACUAUUCCCAGUCUCUUAAGAGUUUGGGAAACCACAAUUGAAAAUUAUACGUUGUAUAAAACGUAGACCCUAUCAGACAAUCAAAUGCUUUUCUCUUUACCGGUAGUUGAAUUCUACGGGAAACUCACAUGAAAUGCAUAUGUCUACUGAAUAAGAUUCACAGGAUAAAUCAUUUCACCAGUUCAUGAUGAACUCAAAUGACAAUCACGUAAAAUCUACAUGAAAAUGACAGUGGAAAAUAUUCACAUAACUAUUCCGGUAUUUAUAACGUGAAAAAUAUUUUGAGUGAACAAUUGUUUCCUUUUCGAGCACUUCAGCUAUUAAACUCAACGCAAAAGCACUCGAGUAGUUUUUAUGUACUCACAAAAUCCUCGAAAACUAUUGAUUUUCAAUUCAAUUCAAUUCAACUAUCUCGAUUUUCACUUUAAAAUAUCUCUUUUAGGCCAUUUAAUUUAUUUAUUUGGCAUUCCGUCAUAAUAAGGCCUGAUUCACAAAGUUUCUCCAAUUCUCUCGGUUAUCAGCUGCCGCUCUCCAAUCCGUGGGACACCGUGUACUCUCUGCCAGAUCUAGCUCCACCUGGUCUACCCAUCUCGCCCGCUGCGCCCCUGGUCGUCUACUUCCAACCGGAUUCGAGGCAAACACCAUCUUCGCAGGAUAGUUGUCCGACAUUCCUGCAACAUGCCCUGUUCAGCAUAUCCGUCCAGCUUUAGUCACCUUGUAAAUACUGGGUUCACCGUAGAGUUACGCGAGCGCAUGGUUCAUUCUUUGCCUCCAAAUUCCGAAUUUGUUCGAAAACUCAGCGUUGUCCCCGUUUCGUGCCCGUAGAGAACAACCGGUCUUAUGAGCGUUUUGUACAGGGGGCUUAGUCUGUUCGACCGCAAUUGCUUGUGGAGCUCAUAGUAGGCAUGACUUCCGCUGAUUAUACGCCUCCGGAUCUCACGGCUGGUAUCAUUGUCCUCGGUUACCAGUAAGCCAAGAUAGACAAACUCGUCGACUACCUUGAACUUAUCGCCGUCGAUCGUAAUGCUACUGCCUAGGCGUUGUCCGUCGGCUUCGGUUCUGCCGGCUAGCAUAUACUUCGUUUUAGACGUAAUCAUCCGCAACCCAGUCCUCGCUGCUUCCCGUUUUAGUCUGGUGUACGACAAUGUCCAUGUCAUCAGCAAAGCAAACGAAUUGACUGGAUUUGUUGGAAAUCGCAUCCCGCGUGUUGAUGUCCGCUGGAUUCAUUACACCCUGUAGCGAAAUAUUGAAUAGCAAGCAGGAGAGACCAUCACCCUGUCGAAGCUCCCUGCGGAAUUCAAAUUGACCCGACAAUCCACCCAAAAUCCGCACACAGCACUGCGUCCCAUCCACCGUAACCUUGAUCAGUCUAAUCAGCUUCCCCGGAAAGCCGGUUUCGUCCAUGACCUUCCGUAGCUCUUUUCGGUUGAUAGUAUCGCACGCGAUUUUGAAGUCGAUGAAUAGGUGGUGCGUGGGGGUUCUGUAUUCACGGCAUUUCUGGAGAAUUUGCCGUAUGGUGAAGAUUUGGUCCGUUGCAGACCGUCCUUCCACGAAGUCCUUUCCACCAAUCUGUUGGCUAGCGGUAAGGGUCGGCGGAAAAUGAUUUGGGAAAGCACUUUAUAGGCGGCAUUCAGGACGGUGAUCGCACGUUAGUUCCAACAGUCCAAUUUGUCGCCUUUAUUAUAGAUGGGACAAAGAACCCUAUCCUGCCACUCCUCCGGUAGCUGUUCUGUACCCCGAGGCCACCCUUACAAGCUGAUUUAUUGUUUUUCAGCUGCUUGAUGGUAACCUUAACUUCGCCUAUCGUUGGGACUGGCACGUCUUCUACAUUUGUCGCACCAGCGGAAUCGCUUUCUCCGCCACCAUGGUCUCCUGCCUGGGCGCCAUUCAGGUGUUCGUCGAAAUGCUGCUUCCACCUUUCGGUCACCUUACGAUCGUCCGUCAGAACACUACCAUCUUUAUCCCGGCACCUUCCGGCUCGCGGCACAAAACCUCUGCGGGAUGCGUUGAGCUUUUGGUAAAACUUUCGCGUUUCCUGAAAAUGAUGCAGCUGUUCCAGCACUGCAAACUCCUUCUGCUCCAGACGGCGUUCAUUCUCCAGGAAGGUUUGGGUACGCUGCAUCUUCUUCUGUCUAUGUCUUUUCACGUUCUGACGAGUGGCACUGCGCAUCUUAGCCGCCCGCGCAGCGUUCUCCACAUCCAUUACCCUCCUACAUUCGUCGUUAAAUAACUCGUUUCGUUGGGUUCGUCCCACAUGCCCGAUGACGUUCUCCGCUACGCUUUUGAAGGCUGUUCAGAUGGUGUUCCAGCAGUCCUUUAUAGGAGCUUCCUCCAACUGGUCCUCUUCCGGCAGCGUAGUUUUCGGCGACGUUAAGCUGCUUCAGUCGCGCGAGAUCUAACGAAGGCGGGCGUCGGUACCGAAUGUUGUUAACAACGAAGAAUUUUGAGCGCAUCUCAACCAUCAUCAUGUAGUGGUCCGAGUCGACGUUAGCGCUCCUAUAGGAUCUGACGUCAAUGAUGUCUGAGAAGUGCCGACAAUCAAUUAGAACUUGGUAAAUUUGUGUUUUCAUCUGAUUUGGUGACCUCCAGGUGUACUUGUGUAGGAGGUUCUGCUGAAAGCACGGCCAUGUUCUUGGAGGCAACAAAGUCGAUGAGUCUUAGGCCAAUUUCGUUGGUCAGCUGAUGCGCGCUGAACCCUCCAAUCACCGGUUUAUAUUCCUCCUCCUAGCCGACCUGAGCUUUAAGGUCCCCGAUGGCGAUUUUGAUAUCAUGUUUUGGGCUGAUGUCGUACUCACGCUCCAACUGCGCGUAAAAUUCAUUCUUGUCUUCCGUAGCGAGGUGAGGGCUGUGCAUGUUUAUGAUGCUUAUGUUGAAGAACCACACCUUAAUUCUCAACCUGCACAUUCGAGGGCUGAUUGGCUACCACCCAAUCACCCGUUUCCGCAUCUCGCCCAUCACUAUAAAAGCUGUUCCCAGCUUAUGCGUUUUGCCGCAGCUCUGGUAGAUGGCAUGGCCAUCCCGGAACGUACGUGCCAAUGAGCCCUUCCAGCACACCUCCUACAGCGCUACGACGUCGAACCUGCGGGAUUUAAAUACUUCAGAGAGCACACGAGUGCUCCCUUGAAAAUUGAGAGACCAGCAGUACCACGUCCUGAGUUUCCAAUCGUUAGUCCAUUUUCGUCGCAUGGGUCUGUGACGAUUGUCCGUCCAGUCCGAAUUUCCUUGUUCCUCGUUCAUUACUUGUGAGUGUUUUACGGUGGCAGCUUGUAAGGCCUGCGCACCAAUCUCCUGUCUCGCCGGAGAACCAUCGUGCGCAACACUGUUUAGAGUCCCACGUUGGCACGAGGACGGUAAUCGGCCGACCCUAACCUGGAGUACAGACGCCGUUUUGAGCCGCUCCUAACAUGUUCGUAUCCCAGCUGGCACCGCGUGGAGGACAGGAUAGGAGUGGCUGUAUGAGAGGCUAAGGGUCAUGUGUGGGGUCUACUUUAUUCCAGUAGGCGCACUUGGUAAUGCAUAUGCUUGUCAUUCUCCUCAGUAUGUGGGAAGAGCGGAGAAAAAAUUCACCGCGCACUUCCCUUUUAGUAUGUGCCUGCGUGUAGCAAAUGCUUUCAUCACACUGCUUCUUUCACUCCAAAGUGUCUCAAAAAUUUAACAGAGAGACAAACACAAUUCCAGCUCAUCCCAGAUCUGAUAGAAACAAGAAGGGUGAAUCACUCUACAGCGAAAACGCAGAAGUACACCACAGAGUCCACUGGCGAGUAGUCUGGAAAGUAAAAAAAACCUACCGGGCAAAAGUGUAGUCCUCGUGUAGCUACACCGCGAAAACGAAUUCGACCAGAGUAUACUCGACCGGCACGAGCCAUUUUUUUUUCUCCCAAUCUCUUUUCCUCUUCUGCCACACUCAACAAACUGGAAAGCGCACCGCAGAUAGCUCUGCUGUGUAAUUAUUGUGCGUGAUGUCCAUACGUGUGAGAAAGUACACCAUAGUUCAUUGUCUCGCAAGAGUGGGAAUUCAGAUUUCACCGCGGUGCUUUCAGUUAGCUCACUAGAUUAAAAUCGUCUGUCGUUCUCUUUUGGCAUGUACGUUGUUUGCUUUUUAGUGUGAGAGCAGUUGUUUUCACAGUGCAAGAUGUUCUCCUGCACUCUAGAGGUUUUCUGAGGAGAAAAGACAAGCAUGAUGCGUACCAUCAUUAUUCAGCCAUUCAGCCAGCCAAUACUUGCUAAUGUUGUUGUCAAAAUAGAGCAAAGCUUCAUCGCAGGGAAAAGGCCGAAGCCCUCAACCCGCAAAUCAAAACGUUUCCUACUACCAACUGGCAGAUGGUUUAUUCAUGCCGAAAGCAAAUUUGGCAUGAAGCGGUUGAAAAAAAACUCUAAUAACCAUUUAAAAAGGUACAAAUUUCGUCAUGUUUCGUUGAAAGAUUUUAUUUAACACCCCUAUAUAGAAGGCUAAAGAAAAACGUAGUUAUACGUCAAAAGUACCUCGCUGGCUUCGUUCCACUCCAUCGCCGGUUUCGCGUAAUGACACGAUGUCAGAUCCGGCCAAAACAAAGUGUUACCUCUGUGGAACUGGAAAAAGGGCAGCAAGCGCUUCUGGAGGCAUUCUUCUUUUCAAGUUUAGCCGUUGGUUUGUGCCGGUCGUUAUGUUAGUCUUUUUCUUUCGAAAAUUCUCUGGAAUAUCUAGGCAGCACUUGCCAACGAAAACCUUCAGGCCGGGGAUUUGCUCGACGUUCACUUUAAUGAACGCCUCUUAAUUCAUUACUCUGCAUUUCGACCGCACCAACCACUCACAGAACAUUUUCUUGGCGCAGGAGCUUCCGCUUUAUUUCCGGGUGGAAAAAUUACCCUUCUUGGUAACGUUCCCAGCCGAAAGGUUUGAAUUGCGCUAAUACCUCACCUUCCUUGCCUUCAAGAGGUCGGUCGUCUUCGCUUUUCGUCCGCUGCCAGCUCUCCGCUGCAUCGUCUAGGUCGAAUGGACGAAUUCCAACUGUUUCGCAAUCCACCUGUGGGACUAGCCUUGAUUUUCGACGACCGCAUCCACAGGUUUUCGUCAAAACACUUCUUGCUAGUGACGAAAACUUGCACAUGCCAUCUUGACAGAUAGUGACGAAUAUAUGUAAACAUUACACUCUAAGCCAGGUUGAGCCGAAUUUUCUCAAAUUUUACCCAUGCAAAAAAAAGUUGUACACAAAAGAAGUGUAUUCGAAUUCGAUGCGUACCUUAAUUGGAAAAAAUGUUGUUCGGACUUUGUUUCACUUUUCAUUUCAGGAUAAAAUAUUGAUCAAUAUUGAUUUUGAAGUCCGAAAACUAACAAUGUCUAUAUCGCUGCAGAAUGCAAAUAUCCAGAAGUAAAAUGAAAAUCAGUUUUACGCGGUGCAAAUCGGAUUGAAAAGGUGGCAAACAAAUGAUUGUUAGAUAAUGAUAUGAUUCAAUCUCUCCCUAACUAUCUUUCAAAGUUUAUUCAUGCGCGGAUUGAAUGAUUGUUUUACGGAUUGAGUAUUUCAAUUGUAAUAUUUGAUUCCAGCUGAAAAUCGAAAAAAAACGACUCGCGAAUAUCGGUUUUUACCUUAUUUUCGAUAGGCAUACGGUGUACGACAGUACUCUCAAAAUAUUUUUCACAUUAGGGCAUCCUUAACGGUGCGCUUCUAUACCCCGUUUGGCAGCGCUCUAUCAUCACUUCACACCGUACCGGUCGCUACUAAACGCGCUAGAGAAAUAGUAGCCGAGCUUCCGGGAAGCAUCGCGCUCUCAAAUUUAGCAGCCCGAUAACAGCGCUGGUAAAGGUUUAUGCUGGAUGAAACGUCAAACUGAAACGAUAGCAACGACCGGUGUGAAAACGGGUGAGUGAGCAAAAUAGCCGCGCUGUACACAGCCGCCAUAACAACUUAAAUGGUACCGCACUGUUAAGGAUGCCCUUAAUGUUACGUGAAAUUUCCUGUACUUAUUCAUUUUCUGUCAUUUUGCGUGAUUUAUAUGAUAAACAUAACAUCUACGUGAAAAAAAAAUUCAUACUAUGUUUUAUCAUGCAGCAUCUAUGUGAACUUGGCGACGUCAAACAGAAUGUUAUUGAAAAAGUAUCGCGUGAACUCUCGAUGUGAAAAUAUAUAGAAAUCAAAAUGGCGAAGCUGUUAUCUGAUUCAGUCUUUGAAAAUGAAAUUGUAUUUUUUUGGACGGCUUGCCAAUAAGUGAGGUUUUGAAAAACCUUACGAACUUUACAUCGAGUCUUGAGCUCACAGGUUUCACACAGAUACAGUUCAAAGAACGAGGAGUUUUUUGUACAUGACCAGUUGCAGCUUACAGUAGUUAUCGCCAGCACAUGUCGUAAUAUUCGUCAGUUCUUAUGUCGUUUAUUUAAUUUACGAAUUGGCGAUUUUGCAUGGCCGUGCGAUUUUCCAAGCAACAUAUUCCGAUAAUUUCUAAAAACUCUCCCGUCUCUUAAGAAUCGGGGAGACGUAUAAAACGUGAUAGCUGUCAGAUAAUCGAAUGCUUUCCACUUUAACGGAAGUUGAAUUCUACGCUAAAUUCACAUCAAAUGCAUAUGUCUACUGCAUAAGAUUUACAGGAUGAAUCAUCUUACCAGAUCAUGAAGAACUCGAAUUUCAAUCACGUAAAAUCUACGUGAAAAUGACAGUGGAAAAUAUUCACAUAACUUUUCCGAUAAUUAUAACGUGAAAAACAUUUUAAGUGUAUGUAGUUCGCUGUACCGUACGUCACAUGAAGUUUGCUGUACAGCACACUCGUUGCACUCAAUGCCACAUUAUGCCCAACGAAAGGUAAUAGUAACAGUAAAAAGGGUUAUAUAUUUUUAAAAUAAAAGAAAGAUUUAACCAUUAGACUUGUUACCCGUUGCGAAAUGCGUUGAUAUUCGUUCAUCAUCGACGUUUCGGCUCUUUUAUGGGAUCAUCCUUAGGGUUUAUAAUACAUUAAACAUUUUACGUUAAUAUUGGACUUAUAUUAGGUCAAAACUACACCAUGCAACAUUGAAAAAACUACUCACUCGAAACCGCAAUCAACAAAUUGAAAACAUUUUGACAAGCAUAAAACAGUCGGGUCGUGAAGGGUUCUAUACCGUACAUCAAGGGUGCAAAAAAUAGAUCACUCCGUCCCGUUGGUUUUGCUCUAGUUGUUUUUGUUUUCAACACUACUAAGCAAUACACUUCACCUCCAUCAGAAAAGGAAAUUAUUGAAGUGACUCUAAAGUUAUUCUAAACGACAUUGAAAUGGCUCAACCAAGUUCUUGCUCUUUUUUUUUUUCAUAAAAAUGCAACUUUAUUUUGAACAAAAAAUUACCUUUAAAUCAUUCAAAGUAUUGAUGAACGCUAGCUCAAACUUUGUCUUUGAGCUCUAGCACCGUUACAAUAAAAGUGUUCUACUUUUGAGGAUAAGGCCGAGCGUUGUCAUGCAGUAGAAUCACUUUUACUAUGCUUUAGCUCGUAUUGUGGUCGUUUUUAAUGCAGUGUUCGGCUGAAGAUUUCGUUCGGUUCCAACAGCCUUUACUAAAAAAACACCGACCUGGUCCCACCAAAUACACAGAAUAACCCUCGAAGCGUGUAUAAACAGCAAAGCUGACGACGUAGAAGCAUGCCCGGGUAAUCCCUUCGCUGUUGCUGUUGCCGUUUUUCUUUGGGUUGCUGUAAUGAAUCUAUUUUUCACUAUCCGUCACCAUGUGAUGAGAAAACCAUUAUUUUUUGCCACUGAACGCUCAACGUAGCUUUACAUUAUAAAGAACCAUCAUUCACAAAGCAUGUAAACGCUUGGAAAUGGUGUAGCGAAAAACUCCCAAUACCGAAGUAAGCUGUUCCUGCGAUCAGCAUGGAUCCUAUAAUUCAAUGUCUUCGAAGGUUUUGGGCUUCCUUCACGUCAACAGCCGUCAACAACAAAAUUACCGUCUUUAAAACGACGGAACCAAUCACGACACGCUGUUUCUCCUAGAGUAGCAUUUCCGUAAUUUUUUUUAACUCUCGAUGUGCUACAGCGGCCGUUUCCUUUGAAUGAAGUGAGAAAAGUAACACUUCUUGCAAAUGACGAUUAUUUGGCACAAAAUCAGCUCAAGUUGAAUUGAAAUUCUGAAAAAAUUACCGGAGGGUAUACAAAAUUAGUACUACCUGCACGAUGUCUCUGGUGAAUGAACAUAUGUAAAAAACAAGGUGUCUGCUUUAAUACGCUACCAAAAUUGAAUUCUUGUAUCUGUGGAUCUGAAACAUUUUUUUUCGAACAUUUAUUUGUAAUUGAAAAUCUUUUUGGACUAUAAAGAGUUACCAGCGUACCCCGAUCGUUCAGAGUUUGUCUUUUCAUACAAAGGAAUAAUGUUUUGCAUAAUUUCAGAUUUUUUUAAAAAGAGUUAAGUGGGGUAGAAAAGAUCCUCAAUCAUUAGGAGUCCAAAAUCUGCUGAAAAGACAAAAAAAAAUUAUAACUUCUAGUACACUAAAUAGAUUUCUCUGAAAUUUGAUAUAAUAGUUCUAUCCUAUACAGAGAAAAAAAAAGAUGAGUAGAAUAUAUAUUUUAUAUCGUUUGGGUAAAACAUGGUAACUUUUGGCUAUGUUUUUAAAAUAUCUAUAUUUCAAAUAUAAACAUUAAGAUAAAUCUUUUACUAAUCUUAUAAAAAUACUGAAGCUCGAAGAUGGGAUUGUUUGAAUGAAUUUACAAUUUAUUCUCUUCAAUGAAUUGUUGCCGAAGUUUUUCAGUAAGUGAGUUUUAUUCUGGCACCAAUAUUUUAUCAUGAUUAAAUCAAAAAUUGGUUCACUGAAAUCGUUGAUAAUAUAGUAAAAUAUUGUUUUUGAACAUUCGAACUCAACGGGUAAGUUUAUGAAGAAACUAAAUACAAAUCGGGGAGGAUCAAAAGCUUUGUGACGUAGUAUAGUUCUUCCCGUCGUUUUUGAAUUCGAGUAGUGCAGUGUUACAUUCGUAUUACUACUUUUUUAGAUAAAUACGCACAUCUUCAAACGAUAUCCUGUACAUAUUUCCUAGAUACAACUAGUUACUCUCGAAUAAGCAUUGCUCAAAUCAUAUUAUAUAGCAGCAUAUAAAACAUAUUAACUAGCUUUUUUAUUCCGUGCGUUACAAAAAGAAAAUAUAUGUUUAAAAAAGAAGAUGCAAAUAUUAACGAAAGGAUAAUACAGAAUGAGAAGAUAGGACAGUUAACAGUGAAAGUCAGAUGACGGAAAGGUAAUCGACUGUUGGCGACAAACUUUAGGCAAAUACCUUUCCGAUCAACUGAUUGAACAGCAGAAAAGUACAAAUAAACCAAGCAUACAAAGCCACGUCAAAAAAUGCAGACUCCCAGAGAUGAUAUAAUUGCACGCCUCGAUUCAAUGAAUGUGUUCCGCAGUAACGAAAUACUUUAACCGAUUGAAGAUUAGGAAAUACAAGAAAACACGGAGAUAAGCAGAAUCAAAUCAUAGGAUAAACUAUUUACUUCUCAUCCGCGCCGGAGUAGAAACAAUCAUGAUCGAAAAGUGUAAAUUCGGAUAAUUGUGUGGAUAAGCAAAGCUUCCCGUUCUCAUCGCUUCCCUAGCGAUGUCUUGAAUUUCGCUCUUCGCUUCCCUGCUAUCUUCGUCUUCAAUUAGGGUGAAAUCACCAAAUUAUGAUAAAAUUAUUCUCCUAUAAUAGACCAUAAGCGCAGAUCGGAAGAGACUCGUCGCUCCGUUCCCCCCGGCAUCUCGUGUCCCGCAACAAGGCUCGCAAGCACGCUGUGUGCAGAAUAUUUUUAGACCCCAAACGAAGUGCCCGAAAUAAGACGCACUGCCCGCACACAAACACACACUCUUAGCAGUGUCGAAUCAUUUUGGAUAUAAUUUAUGAGUUGAAUUAACCUGUUGAACUCCGCAUUCGCUACCGAAUAAUACCAAGUAUCGCGUUUUUUUUGCAUUGGGUAAACCUCAAACCAAACAUGAGCAGUUGUUUCCAAACGUGCUACCGCCGAGAGUGAGACGCAACUAUCGCAAUCAGUUCAGUUCAUUCGACCGCCCGUCCGUCCGCUCGACACUGUCCGAAGAACCGAAGACAAAACCGAAAGAAACAACGAUCAAAUCAGAUAAUAAUUGAAUAAAAUUGUAAUAAAUUAUGUAAAUUAUCGAAUCUUGAUUAGUUUUGCCCCUGCGCCUGCCAACCGUCCGGCAGCCUUAACAUUCGAGCUGUUUUUUUUUUCAUUCUUUCCUCAUUUUGUUUUGUUUAUUAUUUUUCAUUUUUCGUGAGGAACGAACGGGCAGGGCGCCCAACCACUGUGACCUUGAACGUCGAUCGCUGCCGGCUGAUGCGCGUUGAGUACCGCCGGACGGAAUUUCGGGUUCAUAAAUCAGAGACCCCAGACAGGCUUAAUUGCCGGCUGACUUUCCGAACUGGUUCGAUUUGAACCGGAGGAUUUUUGCCGGUUUUUCUUGGCUUGGACGUCAACCCGAGCCUCUAAAUGGAAUCCUUGAUUGAAUUUGACAAGAGAGCUGCGGUUUUAUUUUUAUAUUCCACUCUGCGCGAGUAUAAUUAAACUCGACUGGGAUGCGAACAGAACGUUCGCCGUCUCCGGGGGGACUUGUUUCGUCGUCGCUAUCAACCGGAAAGGAUUGUGGAUAGAGGCAUGCUUGCUUCAACAGCUUGCAGUUGCAGUUUUUCGAGAUGAUAUCCCCAUGGGAAAGUAAAAACGAUCUCCAAGGGUUGAGUUUGCAAGCAGUCGCGGCGCACGAUAUUUGUCUGAUGCCAAUGUCAAUUACUGCGGUGAUCAGACAGUUAACAUUUCAACGUAAGUUAACUUAACAUCACAUUGAAGGAUAAUUACAGGAUAGUUUCACCGGUUCUUUAUUACACUAGUAAUUAUUCAUACACAUGUAUGUAAUAUGAUUUGAUUUUUCUUGAAGCUAACGUAAUCCAAUAUUUUUCACAGUUUCCGUUUAAAUUUUUUACUGAAUUUCAGCAGCUCUCUGUGCACUUUUGAUGACGUCAUUUAUGAAUGUACCCUAAUGAAAUCUUUUGUUUUUUGGAUAGAUGAUAUUUCGAAGAAUACACCGUGUUUAAUAAAUUCUUGGUUUGUUAUCUUUUCGAAAUACGAGCGCUUUUCGAAGCAAAAUAUGAAUUUCAUUGGUAUUUCAUCCCAGGUUUUUCGCUUUGAACUGUUGCAAAUUGGAGAUCUCGUAAUCAGCAAUCAUUGACAUCAUGUAAAAUCAAACAAAGGAGUCAAUUGGCUCCAGAUCUGGGGAGCUUGGCGGCCAUUCAUUUUCAAUCAGAAAAUCCGUCAAAUUGUUCUUACACCAGCCUUGAAUUAAGUUGCGCUGGUGCACCGUCUUGCUGGAACACAUAAUAGUCAUUUCUAAAGAGUUUUCGAAGACUCAAAGCAACAAUUCUUUCCAAAACUUCCGUUAUAUAAUAAACAACAUUGACUUUGACGCAUUCGUCGAUGAAAUCCACUGAAAGCUUACCGCGCUUGCAAACUAUGGAAUCCAGGAACAUUCCUUUGGGAGUACUAAAUAUUGCCUCUUACUGCUGCUCACAAUUAUUUGUGCACUGUGUGGUCGCGCCAGGACACAUAAUUCCUCAUCACAAAACAUUAACUCGUGACCAGCGUACCAAGAAAUUAUCAUAUUAACUCUAUCGAGUCUCUUUUCUGAGAAUUUUACACGUUUUCAGCCGAAUACGCUCCCUAACAACUUUAUACCCGCUUCACACUACUUCGAAUAUCGCCUGAUAUCAGGCAAUUCGUGCUAUGGAGGCCAUAUCACCUGAUAUCUUAUACUAUCGAGCUGGCAGCGGAUAUCGAAAACCAAUAAAAACCAGAUUUGCAGCAGUUGGCAACAAGGCCAGAAGACAUUUGACGCAACCCUACAAAAUUCGCGUUUCAUGCGAAAAAACCUAAAUUAAUCCACCUAGCGGUCAGACUCAGCCUUUCUCAUUCAAACUUAUCAUUUGUAAAAAUAGAUACACAUGAAUGCUUAAAUCCAAAAAGGUAUAUUCACUCUUUGGGUUCUAAAAUAUUGAUGUUGUAAUUAAAGUAUAAAAUAUGAAAUUUGACGUAAUGUUAGUGCUUAAGAAAUAGCGAAAUAUAAGAAAUGACGCUUAAUUUUGAUCAAUUUAAUCACGAGCGAUACCGGGAACGUUCAAAUAGUACGAUACCCAGUGGUGGGCACCGCUAACCGAAAAUUUAGCGACGCUAAUCGCUAAGUCGCUAACCGGAAAAUUUAGCUCGAUAAUCGCUAAAUGCUAGACGCUAGACCCACAUUAGCGGAACUUUCGCUAAUCGCUAACUUUUUAAUAUGUAAAUAGUCAUAUCGCUAUAUUUAUUGCUCAUGUUUUGUAAGAUUUGGACCACUUUGAUCUGUUUUGGUUAAACAAAUGAAAACAAUUACUUUUUAAAGCUGUUCACGAAAGUAAGAGGUUCACGAAACGGUAUGCAUAUUUGCUUUUGUAAACACAAGAAUAACAAAAGUUAUUUAGCUUGCAUUGAAAAUAGAUACUCUUAGGAAUGUUUUCAUGAAAAUUCAAUUAUUAUCUGAAUCGAAAAAAUAUAACCAAAGUUCUCAUAAUUUCAAGCGCAUUGCAAUUCAUCAAAGUUCCUGGUGUGCCAAAAAUUCAAUUUAGACCUUGUGCUUGUUCUUCAAAAUGCUCCUGUGGCUUGUACGAUAACUGGAACUCCAUUCUAGGGUAAAAAAACUGACAAAAGUAACUUUCGCAGUAAAGUAUGUUCAUCUUUCGAAGCAAUUUUCGUACGUCAUCAGCAAUUCGCAGUUUUUCUAAAUAUUUCUAUUGUCGCUUCUCCACAAAAUUUAGCGAAUUAGCGAUUAGCGUUUCGAAAGCCAAAAUUUUAGCGACGCUAACAGUUUCGCUAACCAGCUUAAAAAUUAGCGAAAUCGCUAAAUCGCUAACUGAGUUUUAGCGUCGUUAAUUAGCGAAUUAGCGGAAUGGUGCCCACCACUGACGAUACCACAUUUAAAUCAUGUUGAGGCCAUUUAUAUUGAUCAAAGCAGCUAUAGUGUUGAAUAGUCUUUGAAUUUCUUUUCUUCAAAAAACUUUUGAACGGUAUAUCAAAAAUUUUUGAAGUUUGUUAUUUGUAAGUUUGAGAGAUGACUCGUUUGUAUGACACUAGUUAUGUUCAAAUAAGUCGUGUAAUACUUGAGAUAAUAGACUUUCGUUGUUUUACAAAUUAAAACAUAACGGUUGCUUAAGUUUGAUUACAAUCAAAUGAAAAGGGAACGUAUGGGGGAGCCAAACUUUGAAACCACGUGUUCAAUCAUAAUUCAUCAGUUAACCCUUAACUAGCCCGUUCAUUUGAUAUCAAUAUUGUUCAAAUCUGUUGUGUAGUUUCUAAGAUAAUGAAGCUUAGUGAUUUUCACAUUUCGAUACAUUACAGACGAAGUUACAUUCCGAUUACAGCAAAAUUCAAUAGGGUGUUCUGAGGCUGCUAGACCUUUCAUUUGAUACUAAUUCUGUGGAAAUCGGGUCAACCAUCUCUGAGAAAAGUGAGUGAGCCCAAGUAGUCAUCAGAAUAUGUUUCUUUUCAUAGCUGAAUUUCACAUUUUGAAACAUAACAGGAAAAGUAAAAAUCCGUUCGCAAAAAAAAUCAUUAGGGUCUUAUGGGUAACAAGACUUUCCAUAUGACAAUGAUUUUAUGAAAAUCGGUCCAGCCAUCUCUGAGAAAAUCGAGUGAGAUUGGGAGAGCGUUACACACACACACACAUGCAGAAAAUGCUCAGCUCGUCGAACUGAGUCGAGUGGUAUACGACAUUCGGGCCUUUUGAGCACUUUUAUAUCUUUAAUUUUUGCAGUGAUUGCUAUACUUUGCUAUACUUUUAGGAGAAAGGCAAAAAGUGAAAUGAUAGAAAUGACUUUUAAUUUCAACUUCAAUCCCGAGCAAGGCCGCAAACAUUGAAAUAGUACAAUAUUAAAUUUAAAUGAUGUUGAGGCCACAUAUUUUGAUCGUAGCUAUAGUUUUAAACAGUCUGCGGGUUUCGUUUCUUUCUAUAACUUUCAAGCCACAUGUUUAAACAUUAUGAAAUUCAUUGUUUAAGGGCAGUGAUGGCAUGAACUCGUGCAAAGUUGAACUGAGUAACACUUUUCCAGAUUUGAAUCCAACUUGAAUCUGCUUCCUCUUUAUAGUUUGAGUUUUUUUGCACCGUACACUCUGAUCGAUUGAGUUUAAAUGCGUGCAAUGCAUGCAGUGCACGAUGUAUCCAGCGAUGCAGGCGAUGAUGUAACGCGAUGAGUUUUGUUUUUAGAGCGAAUUUAUGCUUUCAAAGGACAAUGCAAUAAACUGUUGCAGCAGCCGCGGCGCGAAUUUCAUCGCAUUUCGAUUUUUAUGCAAUUGUUUUGCAGGAUUAAAACUCAAAUCCAACUCAAGUGUAAUGCACUGUUAGUAGGGUUUACGUGCAAACCGAAAAUAAAUGUGCAAGCAAGUUUUAAAACUCACUUGGAUACGAGGGCAAAGUCACACUGCCUACUCUGUUUAAGGGUUUGAAUGCACAUUUAUUUGAAUUCAACUAUGUUCAUAGCUUCUAAGAUAUAAGAGCGUUUUUCACAUUCUGACGCAGCGCCAAAACUAAAAGUUUGAUUACAAUGAAAUUCAAUAGCAACCUAAGCGGCAAAUAGACCCUUCAUUUGACACCAAGAUAGAAAGAAUCGGUCAGACCAUCUCUGAGAAAAGUGAGUGCGAAACAAAAGGUGCACAUACACACGUAUACACCCACACACAAACAUAUACACCUAUACAUGCUUAUAUGCAGAAAAUGCUCGAUUCGUCGAACUGAGUUGAGUAGUAUAUGACAUUCGGCCAUUUCAAUCAUUUUUCUACCUUUUAAUUAGCCAGUGAUCGUUAGGAGAAAGUCAAUAUGUUUACUUUCGUUUUGUGAUUUCACAGUUUUAUGAACAACGGACACAGUUACAAUCCGAUUGCAAUGAAAUUCAAUAGCAACCUAUGGGGCAACUAGACCUUUCAUUUGACACUAAUUUUGUGAAAAUCGGUUCAGCCAUCACUGAGAAAAAAAGAGUGAGUUUAAACAACCUCAGGAUAACUUUUCUUUACAUAACUUUUGAACCAUAUUUUCAAUCAUAACGAAAUUCAAAAGUUAAGGGUUCUGGGAACAGCCCAAUCAUUUGAAACCAGUUUUAUUGAAAUCAGUUGUGUGGUUUCUGAGAUAUUGAUGUUUCGGGAUUUUUACAUUUUGAUACAUAACCUCUAAACUAAAAAUCCGAUUACAAUGAAAUUCAAUAGCAACCUAUGGCGCAACUAGACCUUUCAUUUGCAAUUAAUUUUAUGAAAAUCGGUCCAGCCAUCUCUGAGAAAAGUGAGUGAGAAAAAAAAGUUGCACAUACACACACACACAUACACACAUACAUACAUACAUACAGAAAAUGCUCAGUUCCUCGAAAUAAGUCGAGUGGAAUAUGACAUUCGGCCAUUGGGACCACUUUUAUACCUUCGGUUUUUCCAGUGAUUGCUAUACCUUUCUAGGAGAAAGGCAAAAAGGAAAAAAAUAUUUUUGCUUUUGUCAUCCCGCACAUUUUGACAAUUGGUUUGUUUUGCUGUAUCAGUUUUUUAUGUCAUCUAAAAGAGCUGCAUUUUCUAAUCAAAGCGUGAUUUUCAAAAAUUUUCUAUCGUUGUCCUUCAAUUUUCAAAUUACGAAUUAAAACAGCUCGAAUUCUGCUCGAAAUCGCUAAAAUGACAGUUCGCCCAUAUACCAACUGUCAUUUUUAAUUUUUCAUUUAAAAAUCGAAGGACAAUGAUAUCAAAUUUUAAAAAACCACGUUUUGCUCGAAAAAAUACACUCUUUUACCUAAUAUAUAAGAAUCAGAAAUCCGAGAGUAGCUAAACAACCCAAUUGCAUAAGAGAGUUCGCGUUGGUGCGAGCCAACUAGCUUACAUCUUACUUUAUUCUUGCUCUUGUUGUCUUUUUUUGCUUUGAUCUGUUUUCGUUUUCUUCUUUUUUCAACUAACAAAGCGAAUGUCAAACCAUAUCAUCCUAAUCACUGUACAGGGUGAGGAAAAAUUAUCCGUGUUCAAUGUUUUAGUCAUAACUUUAUUCUUUCAAUAUUAAACAACAAUAUAUUUAUACAAAAUGUAGAUACAUUAGCAUGGUUUGUAAUAUUUACAUCACGGACUCGAAAUGUCCACCCUUGGCUUCGAUCGUUUAGGGAAAUUAUCGACGUUGGACGAUAGUUCUUCCACAGAUAUGGCAUGGCAGGCUUUGGUUAGACUAGCUUUCAAAUGAUCCAAUGAUUUGUGUGGUUUAGUACAGAUUCUGGAUUCAAUAAUAGACCAGACGAAAUACCUAGUCCAUUGGAUUUAAAUCAAAAGAGUUUGAAGGCCAUUCAUCCUAAGUUAAAUAUCACGGAAAAAGUCUACUACAGAGUUCCAGUGUUUUUUUUUUUCGCUCCAUGCGAUGGAGCCCAAUCUUGUUGUAAUGUCUAUUUAGUUUUACCGAAAUGUACACGUGCCCAAGGUGCCACUGUGUCGGUUGAAAGCUUGGUAAACAAAUUGAUUGAUUUUUACACCCUUUUUAAUAAAUAUUAAGGGGGUUUUACCGGUAGCCGUAAUUCCCGCCCAAACUUUCACCGAAACCGGAUGAUGUGAUCGAGCUACGUUCAUACGCUUAGUAGAGGCUUUAGACCAAAGCUGACGGUCGCUUUGGUAAUUAUGAAAUUGCUCCACAGUGAAAAUUUUCUCAUCGGUGAAUAAAAUUGUGCGAUGGUGUCCAACGAUAAAUUUAUUCAACAGAAUCUUCGAUUUUCGGUACCGAUUUUCUUUCAUCCUGUAAUUAAGGUAAUGAUUUUCUGAAAAUUUGUAACAAAGUAAUCCUAAAUCCUUGUAAAGAAUAGUUCGUACAAUCUGUCGAGUCAAUUUUUAAUGAUUUUGCCAUUUUUCGAAUUGACCUUCUAGAAUCACGUUUAAUCCGGUGACGAAUAAUUAUCCGGUUCCCAGGGGUCCUAGCGGUUCUUUUUCUGUCUUUUUCUGAACGGUCCUCUAAAUUCCCCAGCUCAUUAUAUCGUUUUAUAACGUUUCUAACGGUUUGAAUAGGCAUUUUUGACCAUACUAGCGAUGCUUACUGGACGCAUUCCUUUUUUAUACAACUCGAUCACCGCACUGCGUAAUGAACUUGACUUCAUUAUGACACUUAAUGCACACUGUUUCAAAGGAGAUUUCGUGGUUUUGUUUACACAUAGCCAAGGUUAAAAAUUGCAUAGGUUAGCUCAAUUCAACAUCUGUCAAAUCUUAGUUAUACACUGAAACAAAAAACACGGAUAAUUAUUUCUCACCCUGUAGUGUGAACACCCGAAGUGAUAUCCGAUAUAAUCUGGCGAUAUCAGGUGAUAUGCGGCGUAGUUUGAACCUGAGGGGCAACAACUGGCUUCUUACUCUUCGUCAUCACUAACCUCGAUGACCCCUGUUGUAUUUUUCGAAUAUGAUGCCAUUCACACGGAAAAUACUACCCUAUCCACUACUUGCGCACUUCCGGAUCUUUUAGAAAUUGGUAUAAGUAAAGAUCCGAAUGGGAUCUUUAAAUAGGCCCACAUUUGAACGCUUUGUAAUUAAUUUUGAAUGUUCACUAGAAUAUUUUAGAUCAGAACAGGUGAAAUCAUAAAAAAACCCAAAUCAAUCCACCUAGCGGUCAGACCCAGCCUUUCUCAUUCAAACUAAUUAUUUGUAAAAAUAGAUUUACAUGAACGCUUCAAUCCAAUAAAUGUAUAUUCACUUCAGGGGUUCUAAAAAUGGAUGUUGUAAUCUAUACAUAUAAAAAUUCAGUCCGGUCUGUCUGUCUGACUGAUCCAUAUAGGCUCGAAAACUACCGAACCGAUCGGCGUGAAACUUUGUAUGUAGGGGUUUUUGGUGCCGAUAAAGGUUCCUAUGAUAGUUUGAGACCCCUCCCUCUUCUGGAAGGGAGGGGUCCCAUAUAAAUGAAACACAAAUUUCUGCCCAUCUCGGAAACUUAUCAACUAAAUGGAACAAAUUUUGGCAGGUAAAUGUUUUUAGUGGUAAAAAAUAUGUUCAUAAUGUUUUGACACCCCUCCUUCUUUUGGAAGGGAAGGAUGCCAUACAAAUGAAACACAAAUUUCUGCACAUCCUGAGAACUAACCAACUGAAUGGAACCAAAUUUGGCAGGUGAAUAUUUUUAGAGGUAACAAAUAUGUGCAUAAUGGUUUGACACCCCUCCCUUUUCUAUGAGGGAGAGGUACCAUACAAAUAAAACACAAUUUUCGCACAGCUCAAGAAACAAUCAAGAAAAUACAACCAAUUUGGUAUGAGAAUGUUUCGAGAGGUAACAAAUAUGUCCAUCUUCUGGACACAUAUUUCUGCACAAAUUUCUGCACAUGUCGCGAACUAAUUAACUAAAUGGAACCAUAUUUGGUGAUUGAAAGUUUUCAGUGGUAACAAAUAUGUUCCAUAAUUGACCUCAGGUAACAUUUUGGAUUGUAAGAUGGCAACAUACGGUUUCUGGAAAACAGCCGAAAAUGGCGGAUUUCCACCCAAUAUAAUAAUAUCCGGACCUAGAAUAAUACACAGGAGCUCAAAUCGACCACAGAUACAAUUUUGAAUUCUAAGAUGGCGACUUCCGGUUUCUGAAAAACAGCUGAAAAUGACCAAAUACCACCCAAUAUGAGUAUCUCCGGAGCCAGAAUGUUGCAAGAAGCUAAAAAUUGACUUCAGACACCAUUUUGAAUUCUAAGAUGGCAACUUCUGGUUUCUGGAAAACAGCCAAAAAUGGCCGAUUUCCGCCAAACAUGAGUAUCUACGGAACUUGAAUGAUACACAGUAGCUGAAUUCAAUACAAUAAAAUUUAAUAGGGUCUUAUGGGACAACAAGACCUUUCAUUUGCAAUUAAUUUCAUGAAAAUCGGUCCAGCCAUCUCUGAGAAAAGUGAGUGAGAAUAAAAAUCUGCACAUACACACACACAUACACACACACACAUACAGAAAAUGCUCAGCUCGUCGAGCUGAGUCGAGUGAUAUAUGCCAUUCAGCCCUUUGGAGCACUUUUAUAUCUUCGGUUUUGCAAGUGAUUGCUAUACCUUUCUAGGAGAAAGGCAAUAUAAAUCAAAACAUGCUGUUCAACAAAACUGCCAGAAUCAAAACAGUAAGCCUGAUGAUAAAUUUGAACGCACUCGGAGUUUUCAAUUCCAGCCAAUCAGUGAGCAGUUGUCUCUCCGUAGGUCUGAACAAGGCAUUGACGACUUGCGGUGUCAUUGCAGAUGGAAGCCGACCAGAUCUUUUAUGGUUCUCCAAAGAAGAUUCUCUUUAUACCUUUUGGUGGUUUCAUAAAGGAAAUCUCGCUCAACCUCACACGAUUUCAGAUGUUGAAUAUUGUGCAAGGCGGUCAGCAGUCAACUACAGGGUAUACAGCCCUAAGGGUUGAAUGAAUUGGUGGCGUAGGAAUAAACAAUGUAAAUAGAGCGCUUGUUAGUUACAAAGUUGCAGUGUCUCAAUGUGUCAAAUCUCAUUGCAAUAAUUUCAUGACGAUAAAAUUCAUAAAUAACACGAAACAUAUUGUCAGUUAAUUUCAAAACUGGCACUUAUCAAAUUUUACAGUUUUAUGUUGUUCAUGGUAAACUUGGUUAAUAAGUGGUAAAUUUUAUCCUACGAAGACCUGUUCCAAAGUUUGCAAAAACCUAGAUUUAUAAGUAUCGUAUCGAUUUUGCGUUGUACCAGUCUUGAAAUCAACCGACGAUAUAGUCAACUACAUACGUUGCUUACAUUGCGGAAUGGCUAUCACACUUUUUACAACGUGUUAAAUAGCAAACCAAAAUCAGAAUACCGAAGGAUGGCACAAAGCAAAAGAAAGGAAAACACACAGUGUAUUAGAGUCACUCCACGUUUCAUGUAAAGGUAGAGAAGACCCAAAACCGAGAUAUUCACUGUGUGAUGCUGUUCUUUAUUCGUUGCGUGCCGAUCUGAAGACGAGCGUCAAGCAUCGAGUGCGUGCUAGAUAAGGAGCCAGAAUUUUGGCUCCGCCCCCAGUGCAUCAGUAUUAAUAGCAUCGUCACAGCAGAUCAUUGAAUUAUCUAUUGCGUGUAACAAGCUAUGGGUGGAUCAUAUUUACGAAGGCUUAGAUGUGAGUUUUUCUGUCUAGAAAAAAGUUUUUGUGGGGAGGAUAUUAAAUCGCCUGAUUCUACUAAGAUGCGAGCCCAUGACCACCCGUUUGUCACAAAGGACUUUGUGACCUUGCGGCUACAAGGCUUCUCAUUUCUCGGUCCAAUGGCAAGCGGUGGAAUAUAGCUCGGAUAAUUUCGGAUGUACAUUUGUUCCUUGGAAUCAACCUUUUCCGCACAUCAAAACCUUGGAACUUAAAUAUGUUCCUGAGAGUAGACAACAGGCAAGUGAAUUUCAAUUAAUCACACACCCAGACUUGUCUUUUUCCCUCGGAGAAACACUACCGUGUAGUAGAAAAUACUACCGAUUAUCAUUUACUGCCAAAAUAACUACUCCCACACCGGUAUAGGCAAAGCGACGCCCUUGCUUGAAGAGAGCAGCGAACCGUGUGUAUCUGAGGAGCUCGCAAACAACACCGUGCUGGAAUCAGAAAUAUUUGUCCACGAAAGGACAAUUCGCUCAAUAACUACACAACAGAGCACACUGCCGUGAUUUUACUGUCUCUUAAGUAAAUAUCAAAUGAAGGGAAAACUUUAGUAGGUAAGUGUGCUUUGCAUCUCGAAACUGGAAAAGUUAAAUCCAGCCGCCCGUCACGCAUGUUUGCUCUUCGAAUUCUAUCGAAUUUAUCUCAACAGUGUACACCGCGGCGUACUUCUGUGUAUUCUCUCUAGAGUGAUUCACUACUCUUGUUUCGCGCAGCUGUGGUGUAAGCAGCAAGUGUGUCAGUUUCUCUGCGAGAAACAAAGACACAGCACAAGACAGAAAGAAAAGUGUAGUGCGAAAAAUUGCUCCACGCAGCUCUUAUGCUGGACAAGGAGUAAAAGGAGAAUAUUCACUCUGCUCUUAUCACAUGUUGAGGAGAAUUUUUUUUUUCCUGUUGGGUACAUUUUCCACUGCGACCAGAGAUUUGAUCUUUUGUGGCGGGCCCCUAUUUGAUGUAAGCCUUAUCAGGGUGUCGUACCACUAUUAGGUUGAAUGGUUUCCACUUGCUGAAUAUAGGCAUCGUCCCAAUAAGGUAUUAUUGAACGAAUAAAGUUCACUGCCUUAUUGGGAGAAGUCAUCCAGAUAUCUCAUGGUUGUAUUAAGUGUUUUGUUGAGGAGAAUACCAAGCAUGCACACACCGCGACACUAUAUCAGGCACAAGCACUUCAUACUCACAAAUAAUGCCAUUUAAGGACAAUCAACAACGAUUAUGAUUCGAAAAUUUACAAAAAUUAGGAGAAAAUUUAUGAUUUUUCAUGAUUUGAUUUAUGAGAAUAAUCUGAUAGCUGGCGAUUUACUUUACCUUGUUCUAAGAUACUAUGUACUCACUCGAUGUUUCGAUAAAAAUUUAAUUUGAAAAUAAAUAACGAUUGAAAAAAAAAACAAUUGAAUAUGAAGAGCAAAAACUUUGUUACUAGAAUGUUUUUAGCAGUAGCAAAAGCAGAAAAUUCAUACAAGAACGCGAAGUUUUUUAUAUAAGAAUGCGUAACUGAUUCUUAAUUGUAUUGAACGCAAUCUUGGUAAAAUUUGACCCUGGAAAGAUAGUCCUAUUCUGGCAUUAAAUUGAUGCAUAAAUUUUGUAAUAUUUCCGGAUAUUUUUAUUUUGAGUGAUUAUCAAGGUGAUAACACAUACAUAACAAAUACCAGAGAUCAGGUUUUGAAAACCCAGAAUGGAUUCGCACUAUUUGAAAAAGAAGACAAAUGUCUUAGCCCAAUAUAAUUUGGAAAGGUAUGAAGAUGGUAUGGAGAACUCCAAAACAUUGUGGAAUAUACAAUGUUCGGCAGAUUUUUUAACAACUUUUAAAACUGUACUUACCGUGUCAAAUAAAUGUUGUGCGAACGAAAAAAAACUUUUAAAAGUUCAGAGCUGAAAAUGCUUUCCUGCGCCAUCAAACAAUUCGUUUCAAAUGGCAUUGGCUCGUUGAUCAAGAUCCACGUCACAACCCAAAAGCACGUGUUUUUCCUCUUUUUGUCGCUACUAAUUCAAACAAAAGUCUUCUUUUUCCUCACCUGUAUGUACCUCUUUGGUUCGCACUUACACGAAUUCUCAUAUGCAAUAGUAAAUUUAUGUGUGAAAACAAAAGCAAAACUACUUCCCUCUUUCUUUUUUUGCAGGCAAACACUAGCAGAGUUGUCUAGGUUAAUUGACACAGACUAUCUAUCUGGGGUUAAACACACAAUUUUUAUUAUUCAGUUUUCCUGUUUAGAAAAAUAAGUUUAACUAUGUUUGUAGUAUUUUGCUAUAAUAGGGUAUUAAAGCCCUAUCUUAUUUUUUAUCUCAAUUGAUAAAGCGUGGCUCAUAAAUACAAUUUUAUGUUUAGUAAAGCGGGCAAUGUAUGUAGUUUCGCGGGAAUGCGAAGAUGAACGGGAAUAGAAGGUGUGACUAGAAUUAGAAAAAAUUUUCCCUCGUCCAGACCGUCCCGUCUGGACGAGGGAAAUUUUUUUCUAAUUCUAGUCACACCUUCUAUUCUCGUUCAUCUUCGCAUUCCCGCCAAACUACAUACAUUGCCCGCUUUACUAAACUUAAUAUGUAAGUCAAUAUGACGAAAAAUGAAAUUAGUUCGUAAAGUACAAUUUUAUGUUUUGAAGUGUUAUUUUGCGAAAAACAAAUCAUUUUAUGAUUUUUUAAAUACUCCAAAAAAUCAACGCAGUUUCACGGCAACAUUACAUAGUGAAACUAUGAUAUUGUUUAAAGGCAAACCAAGACAACGCCAAUAAUUUGUUUUUGUUUUCGUAGACGGAAUUAUUUAGCUGAACGACAAAAUCGAGUCCAAUUUAAAAUUUUAUGAUGCGAAUUAUUGUACCAGUAGAAAUUGUCAAGUCUUUUUGUAACAUAAAUUUCGCCCAAUCAAAGCUGAUCUGCACGCAUGCAUGCGAUUCAUGAAUGCUUCUCCUAGCCCGAGGGACAUAAUUGCAUUCGUAUAUUCGUAUAUCAUACGGAUAACUUGAAAAAAAGGCUAAUUCUAAGUGAUUUUUAUUUAUAUUUUUUUUCACUGGUUAAUACUUGGAGAGAUACACUAACUCUUAUACCAAAAGUUUAUUACAUAAGUUCACAUCAAUGGACAACGUAAUUCUAAUUCCCUCACAAAAAAAAUACCAAAAGUUCGAGGAAAACUUUACGUGUUAAUGACAUUUGAGUACAAGAUCUUUUUGGUGAAAGCAGCGUAACACACAUUACCAUCCUGUUCUCAGCUAUCGAAGCAAUCUGGUAUUUGGUUAAUUGCUGCGAAACUGAACCAGAAAUGAUUGAAUUUCUUCUUAAAUUUUCAUUAAUUUACUAUUGUCAACUAUUGUGAAAAUUUGAGGUAACCUUCUCCUUUCGACCAAGAAAUUAUCGUUAAAAAUCCGUUCUGUGGUGAUAACAUAAUAUGGGUCAUUCCAUACAAAGUGGCCACGAAAAAGCACAAACUUGGACACGACCAUCACAGAUUUUGCUCAAAGUUGGGAGAAUUAUUCUUCUACUGUCUACAAAUUUGUUGUCGAUUGCAAUCUGUGGGACCCCCCUGUUUAUUGCAAAGUCACGCAUUUUUUGUUCAAAAUCCUUUUUUUCUUUUUCUCACAAUUCAUAGACGUAAGAUGUCCGGAAAAUACUGAUAGAUGAUUUUUGAAGAAAAUAAACCAAGGAAUCCAGAAAAAAUAUGAGUUCUGACCGGAAGUGUUGCCAGAUAAAUUAUUUUUGUAUUUGAAAACUAAAUUUAAAUUUUUCGGCAAAUGCAAAAAUUUGAUUUCAAAUUUGAUAAUUUCAUCGUGUUCCUUGGAAAAUUUCACAUAAGAAACAACUAUCAUCCCAAGAUAAUAUGAGCCAAUCUUGAGAUAUAUCAUUUUUACGAAAAAAGUUGCAAACUUGGUAAUUAAUUUUUUUCACAAUUUAUAGACGUAAGAUACCCAGAUAGAUAGACUUAGAAUUUAUAGACGUAAGAUGCCAGAUAGAUUAUUUUUGUAUUUUCAAAAUAUAUUUGCAGUUUUCGGCAAAUGCAGCUAAUUGUAUUUUAAAUUUGAUGGUUUCAUCGUAUUUCACGGAAAAUUUAACGUAAGAAACACUUAUUAUCCCGUGGUUAUAUAAGACAAUCUCGAGAGAUAGCAUUUUUACGAAAAUAGUUCUGAAUUUCGUAAUUAAUUUUGCGUAAAAAUGUUAUAUCUCAAGAUUGGCUCAUAAUACCACGGAGUGGUGAGUGCUUUUUACGUAAAAUUUUCCGAAAAACAUGAUGAAACCAUCAAAUUUAAAAUAAAAUUAUCUGCAUUUGCCGAAAAAUGCAAAUUUAAUUUUAAAAUACAAAAACAAUCUAUCUGGCAACACUUCCGGGCAAAAACAAUAUUUUUUCUAGAUUCCUUGGUUUAUUUUCUUCAAAAUUCACCUAUCACUUUUUUCUUCGGGUGUCUUACGUCAAUAAAUUAUAAAAUAAAAUAUUUACGAAGUUUACAACUUUUUUCGUAAAAAUGUAAUAUCUCGAGAUUGACUCAUAUUACCUCGGGAUGAUAGUUGUUUCUUAUGUGAAAUUUUCCAAGGAACACGAUGAAAUUAUCAAAUUUAAAAUAAAAAUGGCUGCAUUUGCCGAUAAAUGUAAAUUUAGUUUUCAAAUACAAAAAUAAUUUAUCUGCAACACUUCCGGUCAUUAGAUUCGAGUACUUCGGGUAAAACUAAGUAAACAAAAUAUUUUAUUUGGCAAAAUAAAAUAUAAUCAAUUCUAAAUCACGGCUGCAAGAAAUGCCUAGAAAUAUUUACCCAGUCACUGUGACUCUACCCCCGCAUGAAAUAUCGAAUGAGCGCAAUGAAACACUCCUAAAAGCAAUCAGAGUUAUAGUUUAGUUCAAACUUUUCCUAAUCUCUCAUCCCUGUGGCAUAUAAUCACAACACAAGAACUUUCAAAAAACUACCUGCUCGAUCAACAUUUGAGAUUAACUAAAUUAUCCUAAUGCUUUUAGAAACGAAAUUACUCAAAUUAUAGUGACUCAGUGCUCUUAAGAAGCGAUACGACUUUCCAUAGAAAACCCUGUUGCCUUCGUUUACUUUGCGGUCCAAAAGUUCCACUCAGCGUGUAAAGCCUACAGAGCGAAGGACAAGCCGAAGCGCUUGCACUGCCGAGCAGUGCAGCUGAAGGCAGAGAGCAGAAAUUACGGAACGCAAUAUGAAAUCAUAAAAUAAAUAAUGAGCGGACGAACGAACCAGAGAGAAAACCGAAAUCGAUUGCAUAAUUAUUACCAAAUUAUGUCCGCUGCAUCCCGAAACCCGUAGCCCGGGCUCGAAAUGUGGUCCAGACCGAGGAGGACAACCCGUCUUCUGCCCCUAAGGCACGGCCAUUACAAUCGAGCACGGGGACGAGAGACGUUCGAGGGGUAGCAGAAUGUAAUCAUAAUUAUUAAACUUUUAUUUAAUUGCAUAAUUGUAUAGCAGUCGAGCUCUUCCUGUAGUGGAUAAGAUUCAGACCGAACGAAAACGAAACGAGUUCCGUAUAUCUAAAACUAAACACAGAGUGAAACUAUAUAAAUAAACGAAUAAGAGUAGCUUCAUGAUGUUAUUUUACUAAACUGUAAAUUGUAAAAAGACUGAAACUCUAAUAAAAAAAACAUCAUUCAACUAGGCUUAUUACAAACUUAA